Molecule: messenger RNA, 2271 nt
Organism: Theobroma cacao (cacao)
Lineage: Eukaryota; Viridiplantae; Streptophyta; Magnoliopsida; Malvales; Malvaceae
Gene: PAB7
Product: poly(A) binding protein 7
Molecular function (GO): RNA binding
Source: RefSeq, a predicted model, not a curated record
CCUUCUAAAUUAAUCACUCUCAAAAUAAAACCGAAAGGAAACGCCACUUUUCUCUCUCUGCUUCUUUCCUUUAUUGUUUUCUAGAACAAUCCCAAAACGCCAUUGCAUGCCAUUGUCGGUUUUGUUGGGUAUAACAGUUUUUUUCUUCUGUUGGAAAAGUGAUCAAUAUCUACACUAGUGGGAAUUACACAAUUAAUAAUGGCGGUUCCAUCGGCGGUAACGAUGACGGCGUCGCCGGCUUCAUUGUACGUUGGGGACUUGCACCCUGACGUCCCUGACGGCCAACUCUUCGACGCUUUCUCUGAGUUCAAGAGCUUGGCCUCUGUCCGUGUGUGUAGGGACUCUUCUACAGGAAGGUCUCUUUGUUAUGGCUAUGUCAACUUCAUAUCUCCUCAGGAUGCACAUCAUGCUAUUGAGGCAAAGAAUCACAGUUUGCUGAAUGGAAAGAUGAUAAGGGUGAUGUGGUCACUUCGAGAUGCUGAUGCAAGGAAAAGUGGAGUGGGGAAUGUGUUUGUUAAGAAUUUGAGUGAUACGAUUGAUAAUGUGGGACUGCAAGAGUUAUUUCGCAUGUUUGGGAAUGUAAUAUCUUGCAAAGUUGCCACAUUUGAGGAUGGGAAGAGUAAGGGGUAUGGCUUUGUUCAAUUUGAGUUAGAGGAAUCGGCAAAUGAUGCUAUUGAGAAGCUUAAUGGCUCCACUUUGGGUGAUAAACAGAUAUAUGUUGGGAAAUUUAUGAAAAAGAGUGAUCGGGUAAUGCUAAGUCCUGAUGUCAAAUACACAAAUUUGUAUAUGAAGAAUUUGGAUGCAGAUAUCACAGAAGAGCUUUUGCAAGAUAAAUUUUCUAAGUUUGGGGAAAUUGCUAGCCUGUUUGUCGCAAAGGAUGAAAAUGGUUCCUCAAGAGGUUUUGGAUUUGUCAACUUUGAGAGUCCAGAUGAUGCCAAGCGGGCAAUGGAAGCGAUGAAUGGAUCACAACUUGGCUCAAAGGUUCUAUAUGUAGCAAGGGCACAGAAGAAAGCAGAACGGGAGCAAAUAUUGCGUCGUCAGUUUGAGGAAAAACGGAAGGCGCAGGUCAUGAAAUAUAAAGCUUCAAAUGUUUAUGUCAAGAAUAUUGAUGAUGAUGUGACUGAUGAAGAGCUAAAAGAACAUUUCAGUCAGUGUGGUACAAUUACUUCUUCAAAACUUAUGCGAGAUGACAAAGGAAUAAGCAAGGGGUUUGGAUUUGUCUGUUUCUCUACCCCUGAGGAGGCCACUAAAGCAGUUAGCACAUUUCAUGGACAUAUGUUUCACCGCAAGCCGUUGUAUGUAGCUAUUGCCCAAAGGAAGGAGGAUAGACAAGCACACUUGCAACUUCAUUAUGCGCAGCGUACGGCAGGAUUAGCAGGGCCUUCCACAGCUGUUCUCCCCGGAGGAUAUCCUCCACUCUAUUACACAGCUUCACCUGGCGUUGUUUCACCAGUACCUCCUCGGCCGGGGAUGAUGUACCAACCUUUAGGUUUGAGGGCAGGGUGGAGGGCUAAUGCCUUCACACCUCCAACCAGACCAGCCUUUCAACCAUCAUCACUGCCCAUGGUUCCUAGUGCUACAAGACAAACUAGGCAAAACCGGGCAAGGAUGAACGGGCAUGCUCUUCUGCAGGGUGGUUCUUACUCUGUGCCCCAAUUGCAACAGCCUGCUCAAUCGGGCACUACUUUGAAAGAUCAAAGCAACCAGCAGCGGGUUGGGCAAGCUAAAUAUGUGCCAAAUGGUCGUGGACGAGAAGUGAACAGGGGUUCGGGAGUGCCACCAGCUGCUUCCAAUUCUGUUGCAGCUGUAUCACAAGGAUCUGAGACGCUGAGUAGCAUGCUUGCUGCCGCUUCCCCUGAGCAGCAAAAAACAAUUCUUGGUGAACGACUCUACCCCCUUGUUCAGAAACACCAGCCUGAUCUGGUUCCGAAGAUCACAGGGAUGCUUUUAGAGAUGGACAACUCUGAACUGCUUCUUUUACUAGAGUCACCAGAAUCCUUGGCUGCCAAAGUGGAGGAAGCUGUGGAGGUUCUCAAGCUCUCAAAUGCUAAAGUGUCUGGCCAAGAUGCCCUUCAUCCAAGUUUCCUGUCUGCUGAAGUUGCAGUUAACUGAAAAAAAUGGCAGUUGUCUUUUUUUUUUUUUGUUUGCAAUUACAGUAUAGGGAUAUUGAUAUUGUUAAAGGAUGUUGUCUUGGUGCCAAUUUUUUUGCUUAUAGAGAUGCAAUGCAAACUACUAUUUUACAUCAGAGGUUUAAAAACCCUAUACUAUGCU